Molecule: messenger RNA, 1422 nt
Organism: Verticillium alfalfae VaMs.102
Lineage: Eukaryota; Fungi; Ascomycota; Sordariomycetes; Glomerellales; Plectosphaerellaceae
Product: inner membrane transport protein yfaV
Exons: 4
Coding region: 1-1422 (473 amino acids)
Biological process (GO): transmembrane transport
Cellular component (GO): membrane
Molecular function (GO): transmembrane transporter activity
Source: RefSeq, a predicted model, not a curated record
AUGGAAACUUCCAAACAACUUGCUGGGGGGGACGGAGAGAAGGGGGUUGACAGCGAGCCUCAAACGGACCAAAACUCCAUCGAAUCGGCUGAUGUGCAGGAAUGGAGCCACAAGGAGGAGCUCAAGGCCAGGAGAAAGGUCGACUCAACCGUCCUGCCCCUGCUCUUCCUGGGCCUCCUCGUCUUCCAGCUCGACCGCAUGAACCUUGCCAGUGCUCUGACCGAUGGCUUCGCCGUCGAUAUUGCCGUCACACAAGAGACCAUCAACCUCGGAAACCAACUCAUGUUCAUGGGUAUCGUCGUCCUCGAGAUUCCUUCCAACAUGCUCCUCCAGAAGCUGGGCCCUCGCCGCUGGAUUUCCGCCCAGGUCUUCAUCUUUGGCCUCGUCGCCACGAUGCAGUUCCUCCUCGUCAACCGCACCGGCUUCCUCGUCGCCCGCCUCAUCCUCGGAUUCUCUGAAGCCGGCUACAUUCCCGGCGCCGUCUACACCCUCUCCAUGUGGUAUCCGAAGCGCGAGCUCGCCAAGCGCGUCGCCAUCUUCUUUUUUGGCAUGUUCGGCGGCAACGCCCUGAGCCCUGUGCUCGCCUCGGGCAUCCUUCAGCUCGGCGGCAGGGCUGGUCUCGAAGGCUGGCAGUGGCUCUUUAUUCUCGAAGGUCUUUUCACAAUCUGCGUCUCCGGCCUCCUCUUCCUCACGCUGCCAGGCUCCCCCGACGAGCCGCGCCCGCUGCUGUCGCCGGGCCUGAUCCGCUUCACGCCGCACGAGCAGCGCAUUCUGCGCGCGCGCAUCGAGCACGACGACGCGCACCGCAAAGGGGGCGCCCAAGGGCUCGCCAUCCCCUGGCGCCUCGUCUGGCGCACCGUCUCGCACUGGCGCCGCUGGCCGCACUACGUCUCGACCUUUGCCGUCUUCUCGACCUGGUCGCCCCUGACGACCUACACGCCCUCCAUCAUCAUGGCCCUCGGCUUUGGCCGCAUCGAGGCCAACGCCCUCGCUGCCGUCGGCGCCUCGCUCGCCCUCGUCGUCGUCUUUGCUUUCGCCUACCUCAGCGACCGCACCGGCCAGCGCGGCCUGUCCGUCAUCACGGCCCACGUGUGCUACCUUGUCGCCCUCGUCGUCGCGCGGACGGUGCACCCCCAUGUAGGCAAGUGGUCGAGGUGGGGGCUCUGGACGGCCGUCAACAGCUUCGCCGUCGGCUACCAUCCCGUCCACAACUCGUGGGUGCAGCUCAACUGCCGAGAGCCGGGCGAGAGGAGCAUUGCCAUUGCCUACAGCACCGGCCUGCGGACCAUGAUCGUCAUGGUGUCGGUGGGCAUGGUCUUUGCCAUCAUCCAGGACGUCGUCUACGUUGUGCAUAACCGCCGCGUGCGGUCGGGGAAGCACAAGACGAAGGAUGGCUCGGAGCCGUACAUCUAUGUUCCUUGA